UCUCUCUCAAGCUCUCUCUCUCAUUUGUAGCUCUCCGGCCAGCUCAGACGCCGGCCACCAGCAACCCCUGCCGCCCCCGACCUCCGACGCCGGCCACCAGCAACCCAGCCACCCCCGACCUCCGACGCCGUGUAAGAGUACAAUGAGUUAUAGAAUCCCACAUGUUAUGAAGCGGAAUAAGGGCCAAGGAUCGAGAUCUAGCAAGCCUACGCACACAGAGAGCGACCCUACGCAUACAGAGGCAGGGUAUAGACCAGUAUUCGCAGAUGAUCACUCAGGAUAUUAAUACAACAUCGAAGAUAAUACAUUUGGUCAUCUACCUCAAAUGCAGCAGACAGUGAGCCAAUUAGAGGCGUGUUCCCCUGGUCACGUGGCGCGGCUGUUCGACUAUAGCAUGUCGGGUUCUCAUGAUACUGAGACACAUCUUUCAGACUAUAAUGAGACACAAGCUCCGGAGGGCCUACAUGAUGUACAGUCCGCUGAAGGCCUACAUGAUGCACAGCCUGAGGAUGAGCUUGCUACACAAGUGCUGAACGUGAAUCAGAUCCGGACGAUAAGUACUAAUCCGGAUGGCAGCACUUGUUUUGAAGUUAUGACCAUUAUGGACCCGCACAAGGCAUGGGAGAUCCCCGCGGGAAAGAGGGUCGUGAUGGAUUAUAUUCCAGGCUGGCAACCCGUAGGAUUUAGCGCCAAUAAAUUUAGACUGCAAACCGGGAAGCUAAUAAGGUGCGGAAACUAUGUGCAUUUACGGGACGAUUGGGCGCAUGUACUGGCUCGUACAAAGGAGGAUAUAUGGGAAGCCCUGAUGGUGGACUUUUACAUCCCACCAAAUUAUGAUUUACAAAAAGUAAAACGAGAUGCGUUUCGGGAUAUGGGUUUAAAGCUCAAGAAUUGGAGACACAGCACAAAAGUUAAAUUAGGCAUUCAACGGGGCGAUACUCCUGAGACGGAACGAGCAAGAGUAGGGGCAAGAAGACUCUCCAACUAUCGCCCUGAGGACGUGGAUGCGUUGUUGAAUAAAUGGUGUGACGAAGAGUAUCAGGAGUAUGCUGACCAUAUGAAGCAAUUACGAGCAUUGCAAAAUACUCCUCAUUGCACGGGGACCAAAAGUUAUGCGAGGUUGUCACACGAAGAAACUGUCAAGGAUGGCACUCCUCCUACGCGAACACAAGCGUACAUAAAAACUCACACGAAGAAGGAUGGAAGCUAUCCAAAUGAUAUAGUAAAAGAGAGAUGUGAAAGGAUGGCGAUGCUAAUGCCAACCGACUCUGCCGAAUCGCCAAGCGUAACACAAGGAACGGUACGUUGGAGACAUGACGAUGCGUAUGCCUAG
This is a messenger RNA of Alnus glutinosa, 1333 nucleotides long. RefSeq lists its product as uncharacterized. NCBI's taxonomy places the organism in Eukaryota, Viridiplantae, Streptophyta, Magnoliopsida, Fagales, Betulaceae. The transcript is spliced from 7 exons. The record is from RefSeq and is a predicted model, not a curated record. Bases 326 to 1333 code for a protein of 335 amino acids.